ACAGUUAGACUAGCAGAUGAUCGCAAAAUAUUGAGUUACCAUGCUGAAAUUUGAUAUUAUCAUCUGUGAUAACGAUAUUGAUGGUUCGGUUUAAUAAUGUCAACAGAAAGACUGCUAGAUGGUGGUGUAAGUUCUAAAAAUUCUUAUGCGAUAUGAAAUAAUAAUUUUUGAAAUUACUGUAAGUCACGCUUGUUAAAAAAAUAAUGUAAAAAAUUUAUCAAAGAAAGCUUCAAUAAAAGAGUGAUCGAUUAACUUGAUUAACUGGUGAAAUUAAUGUCUGAUAGUGUACAGAGCGAUGUCACUUGUGAUUAUCGAGAGAGGAAAAUUUUCCUCGAGGAAUAAUUUUUUUCUCUUUCACUUUAUUUUCCAAUUAUAGUGGAACCUUUGUACGCUAAAUAGGCUUUUAAAGCAACUCCGAUACAAGUUGUGCAAAAAAAAUAAUUGGAGAAUGAACGACGCAUUCAUCGUUAUCCACGGGCACUACGUACUACGGAGGAGUGCGAUCAUACUGAGACAGUUGCCAUGGUAAGAAGUUAAAGAAGUUGAGGAGAAUUUCCAUCUUGAGAAUAAAGACAUCUGGGCAAAGAAGAGCAAAAAAAAAAAGAAAUAAAUAAUAAUAACAGCAUAAUAGAAUGAUAAUAAUGGAUUCUGAUAGCAGUAAUAGCAGUUUCGCUGAGAGUAUGACGAGUUUUGAUCGUAAAAACUCGAUCGACGAGGAGGACACCCAGCAGUUGCUGCUCGAGUGUGGGCUGAGAGAAAUUGCUGCUGAAGAGCCAUCACAGCCCCCGCUUGAGGAAAAUCAACUUGAAUUUAAGAGGUUGCUCCAAUCGAUGAUGGACUCCGACAAUGAUCAAGAUGAUGAUGAUGAUGAUGAUGACCAGGAUAAAAGUGGUGAUGGCAAUAAUGGUGAUGAUAAUAAUUUAAAGAAGAAAAGUGGGGAUCAAGAAGAUGACAAAAUUCAAGAUUUGCUGAUGGCAGGACCUGAGUCUCCUAACGAUCAUCGGCUGGAGUACAUCGGGAUGUGCAUCCAAAAAUCCCUUAAGCUGAAGCCCGAGAAAUGGAGCCGCUUGCUAUUGACGGAGGACUAUCGCAACGCGGUGCUGGAUUUUCUGGACAAUCCUUAUCCAGCAGCUUUGUUUGUCGUUCUGACACCGAACGCCCAACUUGUGGCUUCUUGCAAUUUUCCAAUUCCGUGUCAACGAACCAAAGGAACUUACGCGGUCAAAGUAAGAAUGACUCCAGUACCAAAAGACGUGGAAGGAUGCGCCUCCAUGUUGAUCCUAGGAGACUUGUCAAAUCGGGUUGUUGAUGAACUAGCGACUUUGGUGGACAACGUGUACGCACCUUUACUCUGCAAGUCGGAAAACCACAAGGACCUGCCAGAAAUCGCGGUCCAGGACAUUAGCAGGCAGGUCCAUCUGAUCAGAGGAACUUUGUAUCAGGUGAAGGGUCAAGUCAAUGGAAGGACGGUUCUCCCUAUGCCAGCGGGGUUGGAAAAAGUCGCCGAGGUCGAGAAGAAAGUUAUUCAGGAAGGUCCGCAAGCUGUUGAUCUUUACUUGAAAAGCGCGAUCGAAGGUGUAGUCAUAAAAUGGGCUUAUUUAGUGAACGAUGUCGUGACACAGGAGUCUGGAGCUGCGUUUGAUAAUGGUCAGAAUCCGACUCCUAAUGUUGAGAUUGAGUACUGGUCCAAACGUCUUACUAAUUUGAGGUACAUAUUUGACCAACUGAGAGAAGAUCGUGUUCGGAAAAUGGCGAUAAUCUUGGAAAAAACAGACAGCGCAUACUAUCCUUGUUUUCGAACCCUGUUCAACAACGUAGUCUGCUCACUAGCAGAAGCCAAAGAGAUCUCGAUGUACUUGACUCCCCUCAGAAAGCCCUUCAAAGCGAUCGAAGAAAUAGAUUUCUCAGAAGCGAAGCCUCUCAUGCCAACUCUGAUCCACGUGGUUGGUCUCGCUUGGGCCAAAGCUCGGUACUACCAAAAUUCAGCAAAGUUGAUAAUUCUGUUUCGGCAAAUUUCAAACCUGUUGAUUCAAGCAGCUCGAAAAUUUUUGGACCCCUCGUCAAUCUUUCAAAGCGACGUUGACGAAGCUCUCCAGCGUGUCCAAAUUUCGAAAAGUGUUCUAGAAGAAUUUAAGUACCAAUUUGAGAAAGCUCGCUCCAAACCUGGUAUGAAGGCAGACUCUCCACCUUGGACCUUCAACUCUUCAGCGAUCUUCAACCGACUUGACCUAUUCCUGAAGCGGCUUGCAGACAUCGAAUGGUUGUUCCGAACGGUUUUGGAAUUCUCAAAGCUCGAAAAAAUCGAAAUUGGCGGGAUACUAGGACGAUCAUUGAGCUUGCGAAUAGUCGCUGUGGUUAAGGAAUUUCAGUCACUGUUUGCAUCCUUCUCAGCACGAGCUAGCGACGUACUUGAGCCGGACGAUGAAUCCUUUGCAGUGGACUGUGCCAAAUUCAGCGAAUCAAUCAUGGACCUAGACAGCAAAUUGGCAGCGAUUCUUUGCCAAGCUUUUGACGACUGCAGCAAUUUGGAAAGUGCUUUUAAGCUGAUCAAUAUAGCGGGUACUGUUCUAAACCGACCAGUGAUCCGCAAGCAGUUUACGGAUCGGUACUCAAGAAUAUACGAGCUACUUAAUAAUGAGCUGACAAUGGUAGAAGUGCUGUUCAAUCGCGGAGUUCGCGGUGCAUUUGCCGAUUUGCCGCCUCUUGCUGCGGCAUUGCAGUUCACGAGUAUGCUCAGACAGCGAAUAAAUCUUCCAAUGCAGUCAUUCAAAACUCUUCAGCCAUGUAUUGUUGAGAGCAAGGAGGGACAGGAAAUUAGUAAGAGGUAUGAAAGAUUGAUUAAUUUGCUCACCGAUAAUGAUACCGAGCUCAUUCAAGACUGGACCGACCUGGUACCCGAUAUUGUUAAGAAAGGGCUACAGUAUACUUUGUUAACACGUGAUCGGGUUUCUAUUCUUCUGAAGGUUAAUUUUGAUGCCAAUUUAUUGGCUGCUUUAGUUGAGGUUAAUUACUUGAAGAAAAAUUCUCUGGCGGAAAUUCCUGAGAUUGCGCUCAAAGUAGCUGAAAAAUCAGAAAUAUUUCGUAAAUUUCUAAACCACUUAAGCACAACCGUAACAGCCUACAACGACAUCCGACGUACUUCCCGUCAAAUAGAAUACAAUUUAAUCGAAUUAGAGGUCGCAAGAAUAGACUCGAUGAUAGCACGGGGGGAAAAAGAGCUUUGUUGGGAUUCGGACAAUCUUGCGGACUACAUAAAUGAACUGGGAACUCUGGUCCAGAGCCUCUGGAAGCGUUUGAAGGCAAUCCAGUUGAACAUUGAUAAGAUACACGACAUUUUAGAGCCCUGGACCAGAACCCCUCUAAUUGAGCGCAAAGAGCAUCGUAAAGAUACGCUUCUCGCAUUAGAUGAGAGGGCUGACAACGUAGCCAAGCGAUAUGCCGACAUACAGAAGGCUUCUGAGCAGAUUCACAAGCUGCUCGAAGAAAACAAAGCGCUUUUUGAGAUCUCAUCAGAGGUCGACGCAGCCUGGGAGGAGUACGUUGAAUAUGUAGAUGAUAUUGUCAUCGAGUCGUUGAGGAAGAUCGUUGGCUGUUGUUUAAGUUAUCUCUCGGAGAAUAUGGACCCAGUGGGCCAGAAAGAACCUCUGUUGGAAGCCAAGUUGGAACUGAGAGAGCCUGACUUGUACUAUGAGCCUUCGCUCGAUCCUGAUGAUCCUGAUAGUCUCGAGCAGUUGAUUGUUAGUUUAUUGAGCGAUAUUAUGAACAUGGCGACUCUGGUUCCGAGGUUGAAGAAAAAUGCUUCUACAUAUAGGGAUGAUAUUGAGAUUGAUGUGGACAUUAAGGCGAUGAAGAAUGAAAUUAUGGCGGGGGUCAAUAAGGCCAUUGAUGAGGCUACUGAGUUUUGUGGGAUAUUUGAAGGAUACGCCUAUCUAUGGUUAGAAGACCGAGAAACUGUAAUGCACCAAUUCCUGGAGUACGGCCGUCAAUUGACCAUAGAAGAAAUGGAAAUGAUAGCGAUGCUGGAUCCGAAAGCACCCCCUAAAGCAACCCCUCGGAUGGAUCAAUUCCGUGAGCAGAUUGACUUGUACGAGGGACUAUAUCUCGAGAUCGAAGAGAUGAAACCAUCGCGUAUUUUUUGCGGAUGGUUUAGAGUAAACCUCCGACCCUUCAAGCAAUCCUUGCUCAAUACCGUAUGCAAAUGGUCUAGUAUGUUCAAGAAACACUUAGUCGAACGAGUCACAACCAGUUUAUCUGAUCUCGGGAACUUUAUUCGCUUGGCUGACGAGAGUCUACUCCAGCAAAUUCAACCAGGGGACUACGCCGGGCUGAUCAGUGUCAUGGGUUAUUUGAUGCAAAUAAAAGAACGUCAGCCCAUUACGGAUGACAUGUUCCAACCUCUGCAGGAAACUAUCGAGCUCCUCAAGUUCUACGAUCAGGACAUCCCCGAAGAGGUUAAUGUUUUUCUUCAGGAAUUGCCCGAACAGUGGGCAAAUACCAAAAAAUUAGCUUUGAUUGUAAAGCAACAGGUGGCGCCACUGCAAGCGGGAGAAGUAUCAAGGAUUCGCGGAAGAAUAUCUGCCUUUGACACGACAAUCUGCCAUUAUCGGGAAGCGUUUCGUCGAUACGCAUUCUUCGGAUACGACUGUGAAAACGCGUACGGAUUGCUGGACGAAGCCGAUCGGGAACUCUGCAUGCUCGAAAGGCAGAUGAAAGACAUUCAAGAUUCGGCUUCGCUGUUCGAAGUCUCCGUUCCGGAAUUCAAGCAAUUAAAGCAAUGCAGACGCGAACUUCGGAUGUUGAAGCAACUGUGGGAUUAUGUCUUCAUAGUUCGCAGUAGCAUAGAGGGCUGGAAAACAACCCCCUGGAGGAAAAUCGAUGUUGAGAACAUGGACAUUGAGUGCAAAAAGUUCGCUAAAGAAAUUCGAGUUUCGCUGGACAAAGAAAUGAGGCCGUGGGACGCUUACGUAAAGCUGGAAGCUACGGUAAAAAAUAUGCUGACUUCAUUGCGGGCAGUAGGGGAGCUUCAAAAUCCAGCAAUUCGCGAGAGACAUUGGCGACAAUUGAUGAACAGUACCAAGAGAUUGGGUGACAUGACUCCAGAAAUGACCGUACGAUUUGUGAUGGACGAUUCGACAACUCUGGCAGAUUUGCUCGAACUGAACCUCCAUGAGUGUGAAGAAGAGGUAAAAAAUAUCGUUGACAAAGCUGUCAAGGAAAUGUCCAUGGAGAAGUAUCUGCGAGAGUUGAAUGCCACAUGGUCAAUGAUGGAGUUCGAACGAGAAGUUCAUCAACGGACGGGAGCUGUUCUUUUGAGAGCUAGUGAAGAGUUAAUAGAAACGCUCGAGGAGAACCAGGUGCAAUUGCAAAACCUGAUAACUUCCAAGUUCAUCGCGCAUUUCUUGGAAGAAGUAUCAGCGUGGCAAAAGAAGCUGAGUAUUGCUGACCAGGUGACUACUGUCUGGUUUGAGGUUCAGCGAACCUGGAUGCACUUGGAAAGCAUUUUUUUAUCUUCUGAAGAUAUCAGGAAACAAUUACCAGUUGAUGCUGAUCGAUUUGACAGGAUAGACGCUGAAUUCAAAAAGAUGACGGAAGAUAUGGCCAAAACACCUAAUGUUGUCCAAGCUACCAAUCGUGAUGGCUUGGCUGGUGCGCUGGAUACCCUUCAACGAGAACUAGUCCUUUGUGAAAAAGCAUUGGCUGAGUACUUGGAAACCAAGAGGCUUGCAUUUCCAAGAUUUUACUUCAUUUCUUCGACAGAUUUACUAGACAUCCUUUCCAACGGAAACCAACCGGAGAUUGUUGCUAAGCAUCUUACUAAACUGUUUGAUUCAAUGGCCAGGCUCAAGUUUGAUGACAACAAUGACAAAGUCAAGCGUGCUGUUGGGAUGCAUGCGAAGGAUGGCGAGUAUGUAGCCUUUACUAACUGUGAAAUGUCUUGCGAUGGAGCUGUCGAGGUCUGGUUGAAUCGGCUUCAACACGCAAUGCGAGCUUCAACUCGGCAUUACUUCAGCGAAGCUGUUGUGAGUUACGAAGAAAAGCCCCGUGAGCAAUGGCUGUUCGAUUACCCAGCUCAGGUGUCUCUUUGUGGGACGCAAAUCUGGUGGACCACUGAGGUCAAUUUGGCGUUUUCGCGCCUUGAGGAAGGCUAUGACAAUGCGCUGAAAGAUUAUCUUAAAAAGCAGAUUCUGCAAUUGAGUACUCUGAUCACUCUUCUGCUGGGUGAAUUAAGCAAGCAGGACCGUCAAAAGGUGAUGACCAUUUGUACUAUUGAUGUCCAUUCGAGAGACGUUGUUGGAAAACUGGUUCAGGCAAAGGUUGAGACAGCCCAAGCGUUUCAAUGGCAAAGCCAACUUCGACAUCGCUGGGAUGACAAGGAGAAGGAUUGCUUUGCCAAUAUUUGCGAUGCUCAGUUUAAGUACUCUCAUGAAUACUUGGGCAACACUCCAAGGUUGGUGAUAACUCCUUUGACGGAUAGGUGUUAUAUUACAUUAACCCAGUCGUUGCAUUUAAUAAUGGGCGGAGGACCAGCGGGACCAGCUGGAACCGGAAAAACAGAGACUACAAAAGACCUGGGUCGUGCUUUAGGCAUCAUGGUCUACGUCUUUAAUUGUUCCGAGCAAAUGGACUACAAAUCGUGUGGAAAUAUCUACAAAGGUCUUGCCCAGACUGGUGCUUGGGGAUGCUUCGACGAGUUCAAUCGUAUUUCUGUUGAAGUGCUGUCGGUAGUUGCAGUCCAAGUCAAAAGCGUCCAAGACGCAAUUCGUGACAAGAAGAAGACCUUCAACUUCAUGGGCGACAUAAUUGGCCUAGAACCCACAGUAGGGAUUUUCAUUACCAUGAAUCCAGGUUAUGCUGGUCGUACAGAAUUACCGGAGAAUCUUAAAGCGUUGUUCAGACCUUGUGCUAUGGUAGUGCCUGACUUUGAGCUGAUUUGCGAGAUCAUGUUGGUAGCAGAAGGCUUCCAGGAAGCUAGAGUACUAGCUCGGAAAUUCAUAACACUGUACACACUUUGUAAGGAAUUAUUGUCGAAGCAAGACCACUACGAUUGGGGACUCAGAGCCAUCAAAUCGGUGCUAGUUGUUGCGGGAAGUCUGAAACGUGGUGAUCCAGGAAGACCUGAAGAAGAAGUUUUAAUGCGAGCUUUGAGGGACUUCAACAUUCCUAAAGUAGUCACGGAUGAUUUGCCAGUUUUCAUGGGUCUCAUUGCUGAUUUGUUCCCUGCGCUGGAUGUUCCUCGAAAGAGAGACGUUGAGUUUGAAAAAACAGUCAAGCAAGCAGCCGCUGAUUUACUUCUCCAGCCUGAAGAUGGGUUUAUCUUGAAGGUAGUCCAAUUGGAAGAGCUAUUAGAAGUUCGUCAUUCGGUUUUUAUCGUCGGGACUGCUGGUUGUGGUAAAACCCAAGUGUGGAGGACGCUUUUUCGUACUUACCAAAACAUUAAACGCAAGCCUAUGUACAAUGACUUGAACCCCAAGGCAGUGACUAACGAUGAACUUUUUGGAAUCAUCAAUCCUGCGACUCGCGAAUGGAAGGACGGGCUCUUUUCUGUGAUCAUGAGAGAACAGGCUAAUUUGGGAGGCGAAAAUCCUAAAUGGAUCAUCCUUGAUGGUGACAUUGACCCAAUGUGGAUCGAAUCUCUGAACACGGUGAUGGACGACAACAAAAUUCUGACUCUCGCUAGCAAUGAAAGAAUAGCUCUAACUCCAGCUAUGAGGCUGCUUUUUGAAAUCUCCAAUCUGAGGACAGCGACGCCUGCUACCGUUUCACGAGCUGGAAUCCUGUAUAUAAACUCCCAGGAUCUUGGAUGGAAUCCUUAUGUAACCAGUUGGAUAGAGACGAGAACCAUCCCUGCAGAAAAAUCAAACCUAGUAACACUUUUUGAUAAGUACAUUCCCAUCUGCCUGGAGACUCUAAGGACAAGGUUCAAGAAAAUCACUCCCAUCGCAGAUAUGGCACAUGUAGAAAUGCUGUGCCAUCUUCUCCACUGUCUUCUCAGGCCAGAAUUGACAACAGCGGAGUUCACCAAAGACCACUACGAGCUGUACUUUGUUUUCGCAGCAGUUUGGGCAUUUGGCUCUGCGAUGUUUCAAGAUCAAACUGUUGACUAUCGCGUUGAGUUUAAUAAGUGGUGGGUUAACGAAUUCAAACAGGUAAGAUUUCCAACUCAAGGGACCGUUUUUGACUACUACAUUGACUCUGAAACUAAGGAAUUUACGCCAUGGUCUGAGCGAGUUCCCAGAUUUGAAUUGGACCCAGAUAUGCCUUUGCAAGCUGCCCUGGUCUAUACUUCAGAGUCGAUCAGGAUUAAAUACUUCCUGGAUUUGCUGAUGGCUGAGAAAAACCCAGUUAUGCUUGUCGGUACAGCUGGUUGCGGAAAAACAGUUCUGGUGUCGGAAAAACUUCUCCAGUUAUCGGAAAACUAUGCAGUCACAAAUGUGCCUUUCAACUUCUAUACAUCUUCGGAAAUGCUGCAAAAAAUCUUGGAAAAACCUUUGGAAAAGAAAGCUGGUCGUAAUUACGGCCCUCCGGGAAGUAAAACUCUGAUUUACUUCAUCGACGACAUGAACAUGCCGGAAGUAGACACCUACGGAACUGUUCAACCUCAUACUUUGAUCAGACAGCACUUGGACUAUGGACAUUGGUACGAUCGGACUAAACUGAGCCUCAAAGACAUUCAUAACUGUCAGUACGUCAGUUGUAUGAAUCCAACUGCUGGUUCUUUCACGAUUAACCCGAGGUUGCAGAGGCACUUCGCAGUGUUUGCUGUUAGCUUUCCCAACCACGAAUCACUUACCACUAUUUAUUCAUCGAUUCUGUCCCAACAUCUGGCGAAUCUGGAGCACAGAUUUCCUCUCUGUGUCACCGACCUGUGCAACAACAUCGUCCAGGCAGCUUUGCAGCUUCACAAUCGUUGCAGCCAGGUGUUUUUACCUACGGCGACUAAGUUUCACUACAUAUUCAACCUCCGCGAGCUGUCCAAUUGCUUUCAAGGAAUGCUGUUCAGUGGAAACGAGUGCUUGCAGCAACCUUGCGACAUAAUCCGUCUCUGGAUGCACGAAACACAUCGUGUUUAUGGAGAUAAGCUUACAGAUGAAAAAGAUAUUGAAAACUUUGGAAAAUUGCAAUUGGAUAUCUUGAAAAAAAAUACAGAAGAAAUUGACGAAGGCGCUGUUCUGGAGAAACCCAAUAUUUACUGUCACUUUGCAGGUGGAGUGGGUGAACCAAAAUACAUGCCAAUAAAAAACUGGGUUACUCUUCACCGUCUGCUGUCAGAGGCUCUUGUCAGCUACAAUGACUUAGUAGCAGCGAUGAACCUAGUUCUUUUUGAGGACGCGAUGAUGCAUGUCUGCAGGAUUAACAGAAUUCUCGAGUCUCCUCGUGGUAGCGCUCUACUAGUUGGCGUCGGUGGUUCUGGAAAGCAAAGCUUGUCAAGGUUAGCUGCAUUUAUAAGCUCUCUGGAAGUGUCCCAAAUCCAACUUCGAAAAGGAUACGGAGUGCUAGAUCUGAAGAUGGAAUUAGCGGGCUUGUACAUGAAAUCAGGAAUGAAGAACAUUGGGAUUAUGUUUCUGAUGACCGAUGCUCAGGUUCCUAAUGAGCAGUUCCUUGUUCUGAUCAAUGACAUGCUCGCUUCUGGAGAGGUCCCUGAUUUAUUCCCAGAAGACGAAGUUGAGAAUAUCAUUGCAGGAGUGAGAAAUGAAGUGAAGGGAGCGGGGAUAUUAGACAGUCGUGAAAACUGCUGGAAGUUCUUUAUCGAUCGCGUAAGGAGGCAGCUCAAAGUUGUUUUGUGUUUUUCACCAGUCGGCUCGACUUUACGAGUUCGAUCACGUAAAUUUCCAGCGAUUAUAAACUGUACCGCAAUAAAUUGGUUCCACGAAUGGCCCCAGGAGGCGUUAAUGUCUGUUUCAAAAAGUUUUCUUGAGGACUUGGACGAAUUGCCGGAAGAUUGCAGAGAGUCGGCUGCUAAGUUCAUGGCCCAUGCUCACACGACCGUGAACGCAACGAGCCGUCUCUAUUUAGCGGGUGAGCGACGGUACAAUUACACGACACCAAAGUCAUUCUUGGAGCAAAUUAGUCUGUAUAUGAAACUGCUUAAGGCUAAAGCCAGUGAAUUAAGCGGUCGGAUUGAGCGACUGGAAAACGGGCUGGCUAAGUUAAGAUCAACCGCGGCACAAGUCGCUGAACUUAAGCAGAAACUGGCAUUACAGGAGGUUGAGUUGCAACAAAAAAACGAAGCUGCUGAUAAACUUAUUGCUAUCGUUGGUAUUGAGACUGAAAAGGUCCAGAAGGAGAAAGCUCUCGCGGAUGAGGAGGAGACAAAGGUGGCGGUUAUUGCCGAGGAAGUACUGAAAAAACAAAGGGAAUGCGAGGCUGAUUUAGUGAAAGCUGAGCCAGCAUUACUGGCAGCUCAAGAGGCUUUAAACACUCUUAAUAAAGCGAAUCUCACAGAAUUAAAGUCAUUUGGAUCACCGCCGGGUGCCGUGACCAACGUGACUGCCGCGGUGAUGGUACUUCUCGCACCUAGUGGCAAAGUGCCAAAGGACAGAAGCUGGAAAGCCGCCAAAAUCGUUAUGGCGAAAGUUGACGCCUUUCUGGAUUCCCUCAUAAACUAUGACAAGGAAAAUAUCCAUCCAGAAGUUACAAAAGCAAUUCAACCGUACUUAAAGGAUUCGGAAUUUGAACCGGAGUUUGUAAGAUCAAAAUCCGCAGCUGCUGCUGGAUUAUGCGCUUGGGUUAUCAAUAUUAUCAAGUUCUACGAAGUAUUCUGUGAUGUUGAGCCCAAACGCAAAGCGCUCGCGCAAGCUAAUGCUGAAUUAGCAGCUGCUCAAGAUAAAUUGAGUGGUAUAAAGCGGAAAGUUGCGUCAUUAGAAGAGCAAUUAGCGAAGCUAACAGCGGACUUUGAACAAGCGACAUCGGAGAAGCUCAAGUGCCAGCAGGAAGCAGACGCCACUAAUGCAAUCAUCGCGUUGGCUAAUCGAUUAGUCGGAGGUCUUGCCUCGGAGAAUGUACGAUGGGCUGAUUCAGUAGCUAAUUUGAAGCAUCAAGGCGAGACCUUACCCGGUGAUGUAUUACUCAUCACAGCGUUCAUAUCUUACGUCGGCUGCUUCACCAAAUCGUUUCGUCAGGAUCUUCUUCAUCGUCAAUGGCUCCCAUUUCUGAAAACCGUCGAACCGUCUGUUCGAAUCACCGACGGUCUUGAUGUGCUCACGUUAUUGACUAACGACACACAGAUCGCCAAGUGGAAUAACGAGGGACUGCCCAACGAUCGCAUGAGUACAGAGAAUGCUACCAUCUUGUCUAAUUCGGAUCGAUGGCCUCUGAUGAUUGAUCCUCAGCUCCAAGGCAUCAAGUGGAUAAAACAAAAGUACGGGGAUGAUUUGCGUGUGAUUAGAUUGGGACAGCGUGGUUCCUUGGAAGUAAUCGAGCAGUCCUUGGCCCAAGGAGCCACUGUGUUGAUAGAAAACAUCGGAGAGUCAGUAGAUCCCGUUUUAGACCCUCUUCUAGGGCGGAAUCUGAUCAAAAAGGGCCAAGCGAUAAAAAUUGGUGACAAAGAAGUAGAGUACAACCCCAAAUUCAGGCUGAUACUCCACACCAAGCUUGCAAACCCUCACUACAAGCCAGAGAUGCAGGCCCAGACAACUCUGAUCAACUUCACCGUGACAAGAGACGGUUUGGAAGACCAGCUCCUGGCAGAAGUUGUCAAAGUAGAGCGCCCUGAUUUAGAGGACCUGAAAGCUGAUCUUACCAGGCAGCAGAACGACUUCAAGAUCACUUUGAACAGCUUGGAGGACUCGCUUCUUUCCAGGUUGUCUUCAGCGGACGAAAACGUUCUUGGAGACACAGCCUUGGUCGAAAAUUUGGAGACGACGAAGAGAACCGCUGCAGAAAUUGAGUGCAAAGUUACGGAAGCAAGGGGCACUAGCAAAGAAAUAGACGCUGCUAGAGAGCUAUACCGGCCUGCAGCGGCAAGGGCGUCUCUGCUGUACUUCAUUUUGAAUGACUUGAACACGAUAAAUCCGAUCUACCAGUUCUCGCUGAAGGCUUUUAGCGUGGUCUUUCAGAAGGCGAUAAUCAAGGCAGAUCCUGCGCCAGAUGUUACUGGCAGGGUGAUGAAUUUGAUUGAGUGCAUAACUUACUCUGUGUUCAUGUACACGACCAGGGGACUGUUCGAGUGCGACAAAUUGAUAUUCACCUCGCAGAUGGCCUUCCAGAUUCUGCUGAUCAGACGCGAAAUUUCUUCAGCGGAGCUGGAUUUCCUUCUGAGGUUCCCUAUUGUUCCCCAUGUCACGUCGCCGGUUGAUUUUUUGACUAAUUCCAGUUGGGGUGGAAUCCGAAGUCUUGCGUCGAGGGAUGAGUUUAGGAAUUUGGAUAGAGACAUCGAGACUUCGUCUAAGCGAUGGAAGAAAUUCACCGAGUGUGAGUGCCCGGAACGCGAGAAAUUUCCACAAGAGUGGAAAAAUAAGACUGCACUCCAGCGGCUCUGUAUAUUGAGGGCUUUAAGGCCUGACAGAAUGACUUACGCGAUAUCCGCAUUCAUCGAGGAAAAACUAGGUGUUAAGUAUGUCGAGGGUAAAACUGUGGAAUUUGCUAAAUCUUACGAGGAAACGAGCCCUUCUACGCCAAUAUUUUUUAUACUCUCUCCUGGAGUGAAUCCUCUGAAGGAUGUAGAAGACUUGGGACGCAGAUUAGGAUUUUCAAUGGACGCUCAGAACUUCCACAAUGUUUCGCUGGGACAAGGACAAGAAACAGUUGCAGAACACGCGAUGGAUAUUGCGUCGAAAGAAGGCCACUGGGUGAUUUUGCAAAACAUCCAUUUAGUUAAAAAAUGGUUACCCUUGCUGGAAAAAAAGCUGGAGGUCGCGGCAGAAGGUUCUCAUCCAGAUUACCGAGUGUACAUGAGCGCAGAACCAGCAAGCACUCCAGCAGGUCACAUUAUUCCUCAAGGAGUACUAGAAUCUUCAAUUAAGAUCACUAACGAGCCUCCAACUGGGAUGCAAGCGAACUUGCAUAAAGCUCUGGAUAACUUUACCCAAGAAACACUGGAGAUGUGCAGCAAAGAAGCCGAGUUCAAGGCUAUUCUUUUUUCACUGUGCUAUUUUCAUGCUGUAGUCGCUGAACGACGGAAAUUUGGGGCCCAAGGGUGGAACAAGAUCUACCCUUUCAAUGUCGGGGACUUGAAUAUCAGCGUCAGUGUGCUUUAUAAUUAUCUUGAAGCGAGUCCUAGAGUCCCUUGGGAAGACUUGAGGUACCUGUUUGGCGAAAUUAUGUACGGCGGGCAUAUCACUGAUGACUGGGAUAGAAGACUCUGUGUGUCGUAUCUUGAGGAACUCAUGCAACCGGAUUUAGUUGAUGGAGAACUUCAACUUGCGCCAGGAUUCCCCGCGCCGCCCAACACCGACUUGGUGGGUUACCAUGCCUACAUCGACGAGGCGAUUCCGGCAGAAUCACCCUACCUCUACGGUCUUCAUCCGAACGCCGAAAUAGGAUUCCUGACAACGACUUCGGAGAAUUUGUUUAGGACCGUCUUUGAGAUGCAGCCAAGGGACGCCGGGGACUCGGGAGGUCAAACAGUCACCCGGGAAGAUAAAGUUAAGCAAAUCUUAGACGAGAUCGUGGAAAAGCUGCCCGAGGAGUUCAACAUGAUCGACAUAAUGGCCAAGGUCGAGGAACGCACCCCCUACGUAAUCGUCGCCUUCCAGGAGUGCGAAAGGAUGAACGGACUGACGGGAGAAAUAAAGCGGUCGAUGCGCGAACUCGAUCUGGGAUUGAAGGGGGAGCUAACCAUUACUUCUGACAUGGAAGACCUCGAGAACGCUUUGUUCCUUGAUCAGGUCCCACCUGUUUGGUCUCAGAGAGCGUAUCCUUCUUUGUUAGGCCUCACGGCCUGGUUCGUUGAUCUCCUGCUAAGACUCAGGGAAUUAGAGACCUGGUCGACCGACUUUGCGCUUCCAGCGUCUGUUUGGUUGGCCGGAUUCUUCAAUCCCCAGUCAUUGUUGACCGCAAUCAUGCAAUCCACAGCAAGAAGACAUGAACUUCCGCUGGACAAAAUGUGUCUUCAGUGCGACGUCACCAAAAAGAAUAAAGAAGAUAUUACAACUGCGCCGCGAGAUGGUGCCUAUGUACAUGGAAUAUUUAUGGAGGGUGCUAGAUGGGAAGUCCAACUAGGGAUUCUGACCGAUUCACGACCCAAAGAAUUGUUUCCAAUGAUGCCGGUAAUUAAUAUUCGGGCUAUUACUCAGGACAAACAGGAUAUGAGAAAUAUGUACGAGUGUCCUCUGUACAAAACAAGAACUCGCGGCCCAACUUAUGUUUGGACCUUUAAUUUAAAGUCCAAGGACAAACCGGCAAAAUGGACGCUUGCUGGUGUUGCGUUAUUACUUCAAAUAUAAUUUUAUUAGUAAUCAUUUUUAUAAAAAUUUUUUUUUUAAUAGAAUUUAAUAAAUUUAAUAUGUAAAUUUGUUAACUUAA
This is a messenger RNA of Cotesia glomerata, 14463 nucleotides long. RefSeq names its product dynein beta chain, ciliary (gene Dhc93AB). Gene Ontology annotation, molecular function: dynein intermediate chain binding; dynein light intermediate chain binding; ATP binding. Gene Ontology annotation, biological process: microtubule-based movement. Lineage: Eukaryota; Metazoa; Arthropoda; Insecta; Hymenoptera; Braconidae. Gene Ontology annotation, cellular component: dynein complex. The record is from RefSeq and is a predicted model, not a curated record. Bases 633 to 14384 code for a protein of 4583 amino acids. The transcript has 35 exons.